Molecule: messenger RNA, 12859 nt
Organism: Pygocentrus nattereri (red-bellied piranha)
Lineage: Eukaryota; Metazoa; Chordata; Actinopteri; Characiformes; Serrasalmidae
Gene: tenm3
Product: teneurin transmembrane protein 3
Exons: 34
Coding region: 450-8873 (2807 amino acids)
Biological process (GO): neuron development; signal transduction; heterophilic cell-cell adhesion
Cellular component (GO): membrane; neuron projection
Molecular function (GO): protein homodimerization activity; cell adhesion molecule binding; protein heterodimerization activity
Source: RefSeq, a predicted model, not a curated record
UGUCCGUCUCGCGCUUUUGGUACGAUCCUUUUGCACGUGCGUCGUGUGUGUGAGAGUGUAUGUGUGCUCUUCUCUUUCAGCAUCCCCCCCCUCUCUCUCUCUCGCUCUCCCUCUCCCUCUCUCUCCUCCUCCUCCUCCUCCUCAUCCUGCUGCAGGAGCGCUGGAGCGCAGGCAGAAUCGCGCGCGCUGAUCGCUGCGGUCUCUGUUUUUGUUUUGUUUGGUUGGAGACUCCGCGUGCGUGCUGAAGUUUCUCAACGUUUUACACCCUGCUUUUUAACACUGAGGACGAUGGAGCAGUAAGCAACAGCAGCAGGUAAACAACGCUAAGCUGAUCAGUGGGCGGAGCCUGCAGUAAGAGAGAGAAAGCUGUGUGGUUGGUUUGUGGGCAUUUGCGUUGUGUGCGUGUGUGUGUGUGUGUGUUGCGCUCCAUUGUGCGUCAUGCGGGCAGGAUGGAUGUGAAGGAGCACAGGCCCUACUGCUCGCUGACGAAGAGCCGGCGAGAGAAAGAGCGGCGCUACACAGGCUCGUCCGGAGACAGCGAGGAGUGCCGCGUCCCCACACAAAAAUCCUACAGCUCCAGCGAAACACUCAAAGCCUUUGAGCACGACUCCUCACGACUGCUGUACGGAACACGCGUUAAAGACAUGGUCCACAGAGACACGGAUGAAUACGGACGCCAAGGGCAGAACUUUAACCUGCGGCAGUUGGGCAUCUGUGAGCCAGCUGCCCGGCGCGGUUUGGCGUUUUGCGCUGAAAUGGGCCUUCCUCACCGUGGAUACUCGGCCGGCUCUGACAUGGACACCGAGGGCGAGGGUGUGAUGUCACCGGAACGUGCCAUGAGGCUGUGGGGCAGGGGGGUGAAGUCUGGCAGGAACUCCUGCCUGUCCAGCAGAUCAAACUCAGCCCUCACACUGACAGACACCGAGCAUGAGAACAAGUCCGACAGUGAUAACGGUUCUCCCAUGCCAUCCUCUCUCUCCAGUCCAUCAGAACAUAGCCAUUCGCAGCCUCCAUCCCCCAGCCUCCAUGACCACCAGCGCGCCGAGCUCAGCAGCGCCUCCCUGCAGGCUGCACACUCACAGGAGGAGUUCACACUCUAUAGAGCUGUAGCACACAGCACCACCACUGAGGAGCAAGUGCCCUGUCAGCAGCAGCAGGGUCAGUCCCCGCUGCCCCCAGCCCCUCCUCCUCAUAAGCAGCAGCCGUUGGUGACGGCUCUGAACCACAGCUCAACGAGCCGGCGGAACGCCAGCCCGGCCCCACCGGCCCCUCCACCCGCAGAGCUGCCCACCACACCCGAGUCCGUCCCGCUGCAGGACAGCUGGGUCCUGGGCAGCAAUGUGCCGCUGGAAAGUCGAAAAUUAACAAAGCAAGCAGUUCUCCAAAACGGGCAUGAGCGCCUGAUAGAGAUGGAUGUGUAUCCUCCCAUGGGCCAGGAGGGCAGCUAUGGAGACGGGCACUUCCUCUUUAAGACAGGCACAGGAACAACCCCUCUGUUCAGCACGGCAACUCCGGGCUACACCAUGGCAACAGGGGGAGUGUAUUCGCCCCCCACGCGGCCACUGCCCCGCAACACACUCUCCCGCAGCGCCUUCAAGUUCAAGAAGUCGUCCAAGUACUGCUCGUGGAGGUGCACGGCCCUCAGCGCUGUCGCAGUGUCCAUCCUAUUGUCCAUCAUCCUCUGCUACUGCAUCGCCAUGCACCUGUUUGGUCUGAACUGGCAGCUGCAGGAGGCUGAGGGUUUCGCCUUUGAGAAUGGUGUCAAAACAGACACAACACCAUCCAACACAGUGACCGCACUGUCUGCUGAACACGGUAAAGUGGGUGUGUAUGUGCAGGAGAAUAACACCAUUGAUACCGGAGAGGUGGACAUUGGUCGACGGGCUGUACAGGAUGUUCCCCCUGGAAUAUUCUGGCGUUCGCAGCUUUUCAUCGACCAGCCACAGUCUCUAAAGUUCAACAUCUCAGUGCCCAGAGAUGCCCUGGUAGGGGUGUAUGGCCGCAAGGGCCUGCCCCCUUCACAUACACAGUAUGACUUUGUAGAACUGCUGGAUGGUAGUCGACUGAUAGCGAAGGAGAAGCGAGGACUGAUUGAGGUGGAGGGAUCGGUGAGGAGAGCACGGUCAGUCAGUGUCCACGAGGCCGAAUUCAUCCGCUUCCUGGAUUCAGGAACCUGGCACCUGGCCUUCUACAAUGACGGAAAAAACACAGAACAAGUCUCCUACAACACCAUUGUCAUAGAGUCCCUCACAGAGUGUCCACACAAUUGCCAUGGUAACGGAGACUGUCGCUCAGGAACGUGUCAUUGUUUCCCAGGAUUUCUUGGGCCUGACUGUUCACGGGCUGCGUGCCCUGUACUGUGCAGUGGUAAUGGUCAGUACUCCAGGGGGCGCUGUCUGUGCUACAGUGGCUGGAAGGGUACAGAGUGUGACGUCCCCAACAACCAGUGCAUUGACAUUCACUGCGGUGGCCAUGGCAUCUGCAUCAUGGGCACAUGUGCCUGCAAUACGGGCUACAAGGGGGACAACUGUGAGGAGUUGGACUGUCUGGACCCAUCAUGUUCAUCUCAUGGCGUGUGUAUCCAUGGAGAAUGCCAUUGUAAUCCAGGCUGGUCAGGCUCUAGCUGUGAGGUGUUGAAGACCAUGUGUCCAGACCAGUGUUCAGGUCAUGGCACAUUUCAGCCUGAAAGUGCCACCUGCAGCUGUGAUGCAAACUGGACCGGACCAGACUGUUCAGUUGAGGUGUGUGCAGUAGACUGCGGCUCUCAUGGUGUUUGUAUGGGCGGAAGCUGUCGCUGUGAAGAGGGCUGGACGGGGUCAGUGUGUGAUGUGAAAGCCUGUCAUCCCCGCUGCACUGAACAUGGAACCUGCAAGGACGGCAAGUGUGAGUGUCAUCAGGGCUGGACCGGAGAACACUGCACAGUCGCUCAUCCGGAAACGUAUGUCCAAGGAGAGAGGAUAGGAUUUAAAGAGGGCUGUCCCGGGCUGUGUAACAGUAACGGUCGCUGUACUCUGGAUCAGAAUGGAUGGCAUUGUGUCUGCCAGCCUGGCUGGAGGGGGGCUGGCUGUGAUGUCGCCAUGGAAACGCUCUGCGCAGACGGCAAGGACAACGAAGGAGAUGGUCUGGUCGACUGUAUGGAUCCAGAUUGCUGUCUGCAGAGCUCCUGUCAGACACAGCUGUUUUGCCGUGGCUCACCUGACCCAGCUGACAUCAUCAGUCAGGGCCAGUCAGUUUCCUCACAGCAGGCCGCUCAGUCUUUCUACCAGCGAAUCAGCUUCCUUGUGGGACUGGAAAGCACACAUAUAAUUAGCGGUGAAAACCCCUUCAACAAAAGCCUGGUGUCUGUAAUCAGAGGCCAAGUGCUGACUGCAGAUGGAACGCCCCUGAUUGGAGUAAAUGUUUCCUUUGUUCAUUACCCGGACCAUGGAUACACCAUCACCCGGCAGGAUGGCAUGUUUGAUAUCCUGGCUAACGGUGGAGCUUCCCUGACUCUAAGUUUUGAGCGCGCUCCAUUCCUCACCCAGCAGCGGACCGUGUGGGUGCCAUGGAAUGUUUUCUACGUGAUGGACACACUGGUGCUCAAGAAGGAGCAGAACGAUAUCCCCAGCUGUGAUCUGAGUGGCUUCAUCAGGCCGAGCCCUCUCAUCCUCACUACUCCGCUCUCUACAUUCUUCAGAUCAUCUCCGGAAAACGGACCCAUCAUACCAGAGACACGGGUUCUUCAGGAGGAGACAACCAUCCCAGGCAGUGACUUGAACCUGGUGUACCUGAGCUCACGGGCCGCUGGCUAUCGGCCCGUCCUGAAGGUCACCAUGACCCAGACCACCAUUCCCUUCAACCUGAUGAAGGUGCACCUGAUGGUGGCUGUGGUGGGACGGCUCUUCCAGAAGUGGUUCCCUGCAGAGCCUAACCUGUCAUACACCUUCAUCUGGGACAAAACAGAUGCCUAUAACCAGAGGGUCUAUGGCCUGUCCAAAGCAGUAGUGUCUGUGGGAUUUGAGUAUGAAUCGUGUUUGGAUCUGAUCCUUUGGGAGAAAAGAACAGCCAUUCUUCAGGGAUAUGAACUAGAUGCUUCUAACAUGGGUGGAUGGACGCUGGAUAAACAUCAUGUGCUGGAUGUUCAGAGCGGUAUCCUAUAUAAAGGGAAUGGUGAGAACAUCUUCAUUUCACAGCAGCCUCCAGUAAUCAGCACCAUUAUGGGUAACGGACGCAGGCGCAGCAUUUCCUGCCCCAGCUGUAAUGGUCAGGCUGAUGGAAAUAAACUGCUGGCCCCGGUGGCUCUGGCCUGCGCGUCAGAUGGCAGCCUUUUUGUAGGAGACUUCAACUACAUUAGACGCAUCUUCCCCUCUGGAAAUGUCACCAGUGUCAUGGAGCUCAGAAAUAAAGACUUCAGACACAGCAACAACCCUGCGCAUCGGUACUACCUGGCUACUGACCCCAUGACCGGUCAGCUGUAUGUUUCGGACACAAACUCACGGCGGAUCUUCAGACCCAAAGUGCUGUCGGGAAUGAAGGAGCUGCUGCAAAACGUGGAAGUAGUGGCUGGAACGGGGGAGCAAUGCUUGCCCUUUGACGAGGCACGCUGUGGAGAUGGGGGAAAGGCCACUGAAGCCCUGCUGCUGGGACCUAAAGGUAUUGCCGUGGAUAAGAAUGGAUUUAUUUAUUUUGUAGAUGGCACCAUGAUUCGUAAAGUUGACCGCAAUGGCAUCAUCUCAACACUCCUGGGGUCAAAUGACCUGACCUCUGCACGUCCUUUGACAUGCGAUACCAGCAUGCACAUCGGACAGGUACGUCUGGAAUGGCCAACAGACCUGGCCAUCAACCCCAUGGACAACUCCAUCUAUGUGCUGGACAAUAACGUGGUCUUGCAGAUCACGGAGAACCGACAGGUGCGGAUUGUAGCUGGACGACCCAUGCAUUGCCAGGUACCAGGCAUUGAGUAUAGCCUGGGCAAACGUGCCAUCCAAACCACGCUAGAGGGAGCUACAGCUAUCUCCCUGUCAUUCAGUGGAGUGCUAUACAUUGCCGAGACAGACGAGAAGAAGAUCAACCGCAUCCGACAGGUCAGCACCGAUGGGGAAAUCUCCCACCUGGCAGGGGCACCGUCUGACUGCGACUGUAAGAACGAUGCUAAUUGCGACUGCUACCUGACGGGGGAUGGCUAUGCUAAAGAUGCCCGUCUGAAUGACCCCUCCUCUCUCGCAGUCUCUCCAGAUGGUACACUGUAUGUGGCAGAUUUGGGAAACAUCCGGAUCCGCGCAAUAUCCCGAAACCGCCCUCCGCAGGGCUCCUCCAGCCUGUAUGAAGUUGCAUCUCCAGCCUCACAGGAGCUCUACGUGUUUGACUCUAAUGGGACACACCAGUACACCAUGAGCCUGGUGACUGGAGACUACAAAUACAACUUCAGCUACAGCAACGAGAAUGAUGUCACUGCUGUAACUGAUAGCAAUGGGAACACACUGCGCAUCCGCCGUGACCCUAACCGCAUGCCUGUUCGCAUUGUCGCCCCUGACAACCAGGUAAUCUGGUUGACCAUUGGUACGAAUGGUGGGCUGAAGACACUGACGGCACAGGGGCAGGAGCUGGUGCUCUUCACAUAUCACGGAAACAGCGGCCUGCUCGCCACCAAGAGCAUCCAGAUUGGCUGGACCACCUUCUAUGAUUAUGACAGUGAAGGAAGGCUGACCAACGUCACCUUUCCUACAGGAGUCAUCACCAGCCUAAUUGAAGAAAUGGACAGAGCUCUGACCGUGGACAUUGAAACCUCUGGACGGGACGAUGAUGUCAGCAUUACCACAAACCUGUCCUCCAUAGAUUCCUUCUACACACUGGUGCAAGACCAGUUGAGGAACAGCUACCAGGUGGGCAAUGAUAACUCUCUGAGGGUCAUCUAUGCUAACGGAAUGGACUCACACUACCAGACGGAGCCUCAUAUACUGGCUGGGGCAGCGAACCCUACAGUGGCCCGGAGGAACAUGAGCCUACCUGGGGAAAAUGGUCAGAACCUGGUGGAGUGGCGCUUCAGGAAGGAGCAGACCAGAGGAAAGGUCAUAGUGUUCGGCCGAAAGCUAAGGGUCAACGGUAGGAACCUGCUGUCCGUGGAUUAUGACCGAACAUUGCGGACGGAAAAGAUCUAUGACGACCAUCGUAAAUUCCUGCUAAAGAUUGUUUACGAUGCAGCUGGUCACCCCACGCUAUGGGUUCCCAGCAGCAAGCUGAUGUCAGUUAACCUGACCUACUCCAGCAGCGGUCAGGUGACCAGCAUCCAGAGAGGGCCUACAGUGGAGAGAGUGGAAUACGACAGCCAAGGACGCAUCGUAUCCAGGACAUUUGCAGAUGGAAAAACCUGGAGCUACACUUACCUAGACAAGUCCAUGGUACUCCUGCUCCACAGCCAGCGGCAGUACAUCUUUGACUAUGACUUGCAAGACCGGCUGUCUGCCAUUACCAUGCCUAGCGUGGCACGCCACACCAUGGAGACCAUUCGUUCUAUCGGCUACUACAGAAACAUUUACCAUCCUCCUGAGAGCAAUGCCUCAGUCACUGUAGACUACAGUGAGGAUGGCCAACUCCUCCGGGUGGCACACCUAGGUACAGGCCGGCGCGUCCUCUACAAGUACAGAAGACAGAAUAAGUUGUCGGAAAUCCUCUAUGACAGCACUCGUGUCAGCUUCACUUAUGACGAGACAGCUGGUGUCUUGAAGACAGUGAACUUGCAGAGUGAGGGUUUCAUCUGCUCUAUCCGCUACCGGCAAAUCGGCCCCCUAGUGGAUAGACAGAUAUUCCGUUUCAGUGAGGAUGGUAUGGUCAAUGCCCGCUUUGACUACUCUUAUGACAACAGUUUCCGAGUGACCAGCAUGCAAGGCGUCAUCAAUGAAACUCCACUACCCAUUGACCUCUAUCAGUUUGAUGACAUUUCCGGCAAGGUGGAACAGUUCGGCAAGUUUGGGGUCAUCUAUUAUGACAUAAAUCAGAUCAUCUCCACAGCAGUCAUGACCUACACCAAGCAUUUUGAUGUUCAUGGCAGGAUCAAGGAGAUCCAAUAUGAGAUCUUCCGGUCCCUCAUGUACUGGAUCACCAUCCAAUAUGACAAUAUGGGUCGUGUCACCAAGCGAGAAAUCAAGAUCGGACCAUUUGCCAACACAACCAAAUAUGGUUAUGACUAUGAUGUAGAUGGCCAGUUGCAGACCGUCUACCUGAAUGAAAAGAUGAUGUGGCGCUACAGUUAUGACUUGAACGGCAACCUGCACUUGCUGAACCCUGGCAACAGUGCCCGGCUCACACCGCUACGUUACGACCUAAGGGACCGCAUUACUCGUCUGGGAGAUGUCCAAUACAGAAUGGAUGAGGAUGGAUUUCUGCGUCAGAGAGGCGCAGAGAUCUUCGAAUACAAUUCCAAGGGUCUGUUGGUGCGAGUCCACAGCAAGGCUAGUGGAUGGACCAUCCAGUACCGCUACGAUGGCUUGGGUAGACGCCUGGCCUCCAGAAACAGCCUGGGCCAACACCUGCAGUUCUUCUAUGCUGAUUUGAAUUACCCCACCCGCAUCACCCACGUCUACAACCACUCCAGCUCUGAGAUCACCUCACUGUACUACGAUCUGCAAGGCCACCUGUUUGCCAUGGAAAUCAGCAGUGGAGAAGAGUUCUAUAUUGCCUGUGACAACACUGGAACUCCACUGGCUGUCUUUAGCAGUAAUGGGCUACUUCUUAAGCAGGUGCAGUACACUGCUUAUGGGGAGAUCUACUUUGAUUCCAAUCCUGACUUCCAGCUGGUGAUUGGCUUCCAUGGAGGACUGUAUGAUCCACUGACGAGGUUGCUGCACUUCGGAGAAAGAGAUUAUGACAUCCCAGCCGGCCGCUGGACCACACCAGACAUUAGCACUUGGACUAGAGUGGGAAAGGAUCCUGCCCCUUUCAACCUGUACAUGUUCCGCAGUAAUAACCCUGUUAGUAAGGUACAUGAUGUCAAAGAGUAUGUCACAGAUGUCAACAUCUGGCUGGUGACAUUUGGCUUUCACCUUCAUAAUGCCAUCCCUGGAUUUCCUAUUCCUAAAUUUGACUUGACACAACCGUCACUGGAAAUGAGGAAGAGCCAGCUGUGGGAUGAUCUUCCGUCCAUCUCAGGUGUCCAGCAAGAAGUGACGCGUCAGUCCAACGCAUUCCUGUCCUUCGAGAGGAUGCCGGAGAUCCAGCUUAGCCGGCGUCGCUCCACACGGGACAAACCCUGGCUGUGGUUCGCAACUGUCAAGUCUUUGAUUGGCAAAGGUGUGAUGCUUGCCAUUACCAGCAAGGGCCAGGUGGCCACCAAUGCCCUGAACAUUGCUAAUGAGGACUGCAUCAAGGUGGCAGCGGUGCUCAAUAAUGCCUUCUACCUGGAAGACCUACACUUCACCAUUGAGGGCCGUGACACACACUACUUCAUCAAAACCAGCCUGCCUGAGAGUGACCUGGGGGCGCUGCGCCUCACCAGUGGCCGCAAGAGCCUGGAGAAUGGUGUCAAUGUGACUGUGUCGCAGUCCACUACGGUGGUGAACGGGCGCACACGGCGUUUUGCAGACGUGGAGCUACAGUAUGGAUCGCUGGCGCUCCAUGUACGCUACGGUAUGACAUUAGAUGAGGAAAAGGCACGUGUUCUAGAGCAAGCUAGGCAGAGGGCAUUAGCAAGCGCAUGGUCACGUGAACAGCAGAGGGUGCGGGACGGGGAAGAAGGCAUUCGGCUCUGGACUGAAGGUGAAAAACGGCAGCUUCUGAGCUCUGGGAAAGUUUUGGGCUAUGAUGGCUACUAUGUACUUUCCGUGGAGCAAUACCCAGAGCUUGCCGACAGUGCUAACAACAUCCAGUUCCUGAGGCAGAGCGAGAUUGGGAAAAGGUAACAGACUGCACCAUUCCAGUAUCCUCAUAAUACACUACUGCCCCACUCUAUACCACCCAAUAUACUCACUUAAAGCCCCCCACUCCCCACCCCAAAUUGCAAACUGCAAGGGGUAGGGCUGGGGAAACUGUGCCUAGCUGCCUCUCUCUGUUACCAUGUAGAAAAAAAGACCUGGGACCACCUCCUCCUUUGUCACAAGCCACACCAGACACACCCCUAACUGACAUGUUUUCUUCACGCUUGAAGUGUCAAGUAGAUGAAUGAACUCUUUCUAACAGAGCGAAGACUCUUAAUUUUGAAAAUAAAAAUCAAAACUGUUCAUGAAUCUUUUUUGUGCUUUUUUUGUAUGAAAUACCUUAAAGGUGAUAUGCUUAAUGGAUUAAAAAAAAAAGAAUGAACGAUGUGUUUACAUGCACAAAACCACUGCGCUCAGCUGGAGUAACCUGUACAAAGCCACUGGAUUGUUCUUCUUCAGGAUGCUAACUGAAGGCUACUGCGGUGGUCCAGGCUGAGGUUCGCCAACUCUGAAAGCUGUUCUUACUAUCAAUAAACUGGUUUUGUGGACUGUUUUGGACAGAGCUGUACAGCUGUGAGUGAACUGGCCAUGAUCCUUUCCUGCUUCGCUUUCUUAAAGGACACAGUUAAGAUUUGAGUAUUCAAGUUAAGUCUGAGUGUUCAAUGUCAUUGUUGAACCAGCUCAAUUGGUGGCGGACGUAGAGUAGAGAGCAAAAAAGACAAAACUAAACAUAUAUAUCAUAUCUGACCAGUCUUUUGACGAGAUGUGAGAGUAUCUUUAUGGAAUUUUUUUUUAAACUUAAAAAAAAGUUACACUUAUCCGUACAUGAAUAUUAGUCUCAGAGAAAGUAAUUUAUGUACAGUGUUUAUACAUAAAAAAAAUAAAAUCUAAAAAAUAUUGAGACUUUUUUUUGUCUUGUCAUGCAUUACUGUUUACACCAUGAAUUUUAAUAUUUGAUCUUAUCAAAAUUUAUGGUAAUGCUUAUCAAAAUAAAAUCAGCUGUACUGUCUCAUUAAGCUGUGCAUUGAUUUUUUUAUUUUCCAUUCUCCUUUUUGCACUUUUUUUUGGUUGUUGUUAUUUUUGGGGGUUUGUUUUGUUUGUUUUAUUUUUUUAGCCAUGACUGUUAUUUGGCUUCAUAGCUUGGCUGCCUUUCCUUUGUAAUAUACUACAUUUAAGGUGAUGGCUCCCCAGUUCAGUGUGGGCGUUAAUCAAGGACCUGAUUUCUAAUUACCGAUGCAUAGUUUCAGUGGUGUCAUACUUUUCUCUGGUUAUUCCAUUCAUAGUUGAACUCUAGUCUAAAUCCAGAAAUGGCAAUAGUAACACUCUGAUGACCCUUUUAAUUUAGAUGAAGGAUUUUUUUAACCAGGAUUAAAGCUGGUUGCCAUUAGCAGAUGUGACACAAGGAGAAAAUUCCAACUGCAGGGAGUUAACAACCCAAAACUGAAUGAAAUGGGUCCUUAAGCAGAGGAGCAUGUGGGUUGCCUUAUAACCUGAGAAGACAAAAGGAAUAAAUGACAAAAAUAUUUCAUUUGGCCAAAACAUCUCUGAUAUGACCUAAAUUGCAAAGAGGACUUAAUUUUUUUCUUUUUUCGAGCUGCUAAUUGUUUUUUCAUGCUAAGAGUGAAGAAAUUAGAAAAAUACAUAGCACCUAGCUUAUGAUGAUAAGGAAGGCGAUUGUGGGUUUCAUUUAUAUUUAAAUAUUUGGUAACUCAAGUGUUCUUCGACAUUAUGAACAGUAUAAAUUUUUCAGUGAAACUAUGAAACAUUUACAUGUUUCUUGAGUCAAUUGAAUACAUAUAGACUGCCACAAAGCCUACUUCAGAAUGAUUAUUUUUUGUGCAGGCCUUUUAGGAUUAGAGCACAUACAAAGCAUAAUGAGUUCGACAUAAGAAAGUACUAUUUUCAUUUUUCAUUUUUAUUUGUUAUUUCUCUAUUACAUUUUGUUAUUUGACUGUAUGGUGGAGCCUAUUUUUCUACUCAUAUGUGAAUGAAUAGGGGUGUUAAAGGGUGAGCUUUUUGGUUUUGGAUCUAGUGGAGUUUUAUUGCAGUGUCCUGUGUGAGACUUUUUGUCUUCACUGUUGUUGCUUGCGUUGGGUCAAGCGCUGUGCGUUUGGCCAGUGUAAUUGAAAGUGGGUCUCUCCCUACCCCCAUGUGACCUACACAUUUAAAAAUAAAUGUGCCAAAAAGGUUCUUUGGAGUGAUACCUUAAAAGAACCGCUGUUGGUUACUGUUGGUUCCCUAAGCCAAAACCUGAACCUUUCUACUUAUUGUUUUUUUAAAGCAGCAUCUGUUGUAAGGUUCAUUAGGUAACCAAAAGUGGUUCUUCAAUGGCAUUGCUCCCAAGAACCCUUUCUUGGGCACGUUUAUUUUUAAGAGUGAAAUCUCCUGUUAGUCCACCUCUUUAACCUAACUGAACCACAAUGCUUCACAACAGGUCUAUUAUGAGAAUGAAUAACAGCUAGUUGAGUCAAUAGGUAAUAAAAUUAUGAAUUACUGUACACCUAUAAAAAUAAGAGUGCCAAAAAAGGAUCUUCAAAGCAAUGCCAUUGAUUACUUUUUGUUUUCUGAAGAACCUUACGGUAGUGUGAAGAACCUUGUAUAAAGACUCUUCACAUAAUGUACAGUCUUUUGCUUUUUAUUUUUCCCCAAUGUUAAAUUCAACAAAUAAACAGUAUUUGUGCAUUUAAAUAUGCAGAAGUGUAUUCUCUGUUGAGGACAUGUCAACUUAUUUUUACUUAGAAAAUCAAGAAAAUGUAAUUUGACCAGGGGUGCCUACAUUUAUGUAUACCAACAAAGGUUCUAAAUCAAACAAAGGUAUUUCCUACAAGCCAAGAUCCAUUCUUUUUGUGAAGAGUGUACAUGCAUUUCUACAGUGGAGAGGUAAGCGAGAGGAGAUGGGUUGAAAGGGAAUUUAACAAGCUUUGUUUUUCCACUGUUUGCAUGAAUAUGAUGUAAACUGCCCAUGUGAAACCAGCCCAUAUGUCAGUGAACCGCUGUAAAGGUCCAUCUCAGAAAUCAGCUGUUUCGUGUUUGAUAACACACUGUUUUGAUGGAUUAUUUACUGUAUCUGCUUCUGUUCAAGUAAAAAAGUGAUUAUUUUGUGUCAUAAGGUCAUUUUCCACAUUAAAAGCAACUUAGCACAUGUUGCUUCAAUUGUAAGAUGUACUAAACUCAGAGUCUUUUGUUUUGUUUCUUUAAAAUGUCCAUCUCGCUCUCCUGUCAGUAAUUCUGUAUCUCAUGCUGGUUGGCCUGUGUGAUCAUUCAAAGAAAAAGUCAAGGAUAUGAAAACUUUGUGUGCAGAUAGAGUUGUUAAUGUGCAUUUGGAGUUUUUUUUAAUGCUGCAGAAAUUUUUUUUAAAAAGUUUUGUUAUUUUUUUCCUGAUAAUGCAGCAGAGCUAGAAGCUGAUGUGAUUUAAUUGUUGAUGUCUCACAGUCUCUUUUGUGAAUUGACUUAGAAUGCGCUUCUGUUUGUUUCUAAAGCCACUAUCAACAGGUUUUUGGGUUUUUUCUUUGAUUUUUGGAAGACACAAACAUCUGGAAUGCAGUUAAGUGCCUGGAUACACAUAGCAGAUGCAACAAAUUGAGCUGCUAAUAAAUGUAAAAGCAGUUCAUGUGAUGCGGCAUAAAUUAAGCACUGUAAAGGCAAUAGUUUCAAAUCUGAAUUUUAAUCUGAUUAUUAAGCUUUAUUCCCAGAGUGAGCAGAAGAAAUAUUGGAUUGUUCCUAUUAAUUUAUUAGCCGCAGAUGAAGUAAAUGUCUUACAAGAACACGCCAUCAUUUUGUUUCAGGUACUGAGCACUUUUCCCGAUUUCAAACAUGAACCAGUUUAAUGUAUCCAGGCCUUUAAGUGCAAUUGUGUCAUUUAAAGCAGGUAAAUGCUGGACUCAUUACGUUUUCCUUUUCAACAUGUUAAUGCUCCACAAAAAGCCAGUCAUUUAAAUAAAAACGUAAUACUUAGAGUUUCUGAACUCAAA